AUGCGGUUUAUUCAAACAAUCUUAAUUCUUCUCUCCUCGUCGGCAGCCCAUGCUAGUCGGUGCUAUUUGUGUUCGAAUAUUGAUGUAAAGGACGUCAUCAGUAACAUCCAGGAUACCGGAUGGAGGACUUGGUUAAGCCAGGCCGUCUCAGAUCCCCGAAUUAUUGAAUGUACUGAUCCAUUUCUGGUAAGAAAAGACCACGUUAUCGCUUUACUUUAGCUAGCCGGAAGCAGCAUUGAGAUCUGGAGCCAAAAGUCAAGAAUGUGAAGCAGGAGUUUGUCUAAAGAUGAGUAUCAAGGAGAAGGCAGGAAAAAGUUUUGUUUGGAGAAGUUGCAUACCAGAAUCAAACAACGAAAUUGCAGCUGAUUGCACAAAGGUUAUAA
Molecule: messenger RNA, 383 nt
Organism: Bursaphelenchus xylophilus (pine wood nematode)
Lineage: Eukaryota; Metazoa; Nematoda; Chromadorea; Rhabditida; Aphelenchoididae
Source: the annotation of a GenBank genome assembly